GGUCUCUGUGCUAGUUAACAAUCGAAUGUGUGGAUCACUCCAAAGAGAUACUACUACUAUCUCCUCCAAUCCUAUCUGCACCCCUUAAUUUCCCUCCCCAAAUGCGUGGAAUUGGGGUCUUUGGCGGCACCCCGUCGCACACCGAAGGCUCCGGCUAAGAUCUCCGGUAGUAAGAAGGUAAAGUGUAUGUGCUGGCCUUGCCGUUCCACUGUCCAUCUAUCGCUGAGUCCGUGAAGGUGACCAGGCACGGCCAAGUUGUUCUCGCUGCUUGGAGCUCGGAGAGACCUGUCGCUACACUUCCAUCAAGCGCAAACCUGGUCCCCCGGUUGGUUCCCUCUACACCCCCAAUCCUCGCAGGCCUUCAGGUAAGUCCAAUCUUCGCGCAUGGUUCCAGCAGGAUGACACUGAGGUAUGCUAAUCAUUGGUGUAAACCAUGAGUCUUCAGCCCGCAAGCGUCAUAGCGACCCUCCACCGGAGGAUCCACUCAGCAACGAAUCCUCUUCACCCCGUGUGGCCGCUCAACCAGCGCCAGGCGACGCCCCCCAGCGUGCCAACGACCACAAUUUCCCCCCUGAGCAGCCUUGGGAGGUACUUCGAGAUUGUUCACGAUGCGAAUCCUAUCUUCUCCAAGGAACGCUUCAUUCAUCGUUAUCAACACUCCUUGUGCAGUGAAGAUCUGAUUUCAACCAUAUUGACCAUUACCGCAAAGCUUACUGGCUUUGCUGCACAUGAGGUGACCCCCAGUCUGGAUACUCGUCUAGAUCAACUCCUCCGUUCAAGUAUACUCCAGGAUGAUCUGAUUGGUGACAUCCCAUCACUCGAUCAGUUCCGCAAGGCUUACCUCCUGGCCUUCUAUGAAUUUCAUCAAUUCCCCGGGCACCUGUCUUGGCUGCGCAUGGGUAGAGUAACGCGCAUGGCCUACCGGAUCGGGCUCGACCGCCUGGACCACAUCCGUAUGCUCUAUCCUGACUGGCACGCGGUAAGUGAGACCGAGAUCCAGGAAUGGAAAUCGCUGUGGUGGUGUAUCUACCGCCUUGACGCUUAUUCCAACAUCUCGGCUGGGACCCCAUAUCUGAUUGACGACACCGUGAUCAGCACUUCCUUCAUUCAAAGGCACAUUGAACUGUUCCUUCUUGCCGCCCCUUUAGCCCCGGAGACAUUGCUGCAGAACAUUCACAACAUCACAAUCUCGAUUCUGCGCCAGGCAGGGCUUGAAGGGAUCGGGACGCAAGUUGCCAAAGUUGAGCGUCAGCUGGCUACCGCCCGUUUAGCCCUCCCACCGGGCUGGCUGAACCCACGUCGCAACGCAUUCUGGAACGAGUCCCAUGUUGAUCACCAUGCUCGAACAAUUACCGUUAUGUUUCUACGAAUGGCACAGCUGCUCCUCUCACUGGCCGACCCUGGCCUGCGACAGGGCGACGACUGGCUGGCUAGCUGGCAGCGUGUUCUUGAGGCAUGUCAGGAUAUUGCGUCGGUCGCAGAUCAGUGGGAUAGCUCCUUGUGCCUCACUGUUGACCCAGCAAUCCGCUUGACAAUUUUCACGGCUCUCAUAUUUCUGGACCUUCACAGCAAGACGACCAUCAUGGCAGAGCACAGUCUGAGUUCCGUCAUUGAGCACCACAACAGCAUACUACAUCUUCAACUGAACCAUUUCGGUAACAUCUGGACACUUCCCAGGCUUCUCAAGCUAUCCUUCGAAAGUUUCAGUCAAUCAGUCUCCGGCCCGCUUUCCCAUCGUCACAUUGCUCUGAUUCUGUCGCGGUUCGAGGCGCCGUUACAUCCCCGGUGGCUGCAAUUUCUGUCUUCAGCCAACACGGUCUUGGCAGACUGUCAAUAG
Messenger RNA from Aspergillus ibericus CBS 121593, 1837 nucleotides. RefSeq names its product transcription factor domain-containing protein. Gene Ontology annotation, molecular function: zinc ion binding; DNA binding. The transcript has 6 exons. NCBI's taxonomy places the organism in Eukaryota, Fungi, Ascomycota, Eurotiomycetes, Eurotiales, Aspergillaceae. The record is from RefSeq and is a predicted model, not a curated record. Gene Ontology annotation, biological process: DNA-templated transcription. Bases 434 to 1837 code for a protein of 467 amino acids. Gene Ontology annotation, cellular component: nucleus.